This is a messenger RNA of Suillus plorans, 3045 nucleotides long. Its product is annotated as kinase-like domain-containing protein. NCBI's taxonomy places the organism in Eukaryota, Fungi, Basidiomycota, Agaricomycetes, Boletales, Suillaceae. The coding region runs from base 1 to 3045 and encodes 1014 amino acids. Gene Ontology annotation, molecular function: ATP binding; protein kinase activity. The record is from RefSeq and is a predicted model, not a curated record. Gene Ontology annotation, biological process: protein phosphorylation. The transcript is spliced from 5 exons.
AUGAACCUCCCCACUUUUGAGAACGAACUCGUCCCACUCAUUUCCUUCCCGACAAAACUUGCGCAGGCAUGUCUCCGCCUUCGGCUGGACUAUGUCCAGAAACUUAAAGAUCCAGAAGUCCUCAUCAUCGACCAAGUCACGGAAGAUGUAAAGAUAAGUUUGGGUCUUGCCUGCACGCUCAAGCGGCAAUAUGAGGCCUUCCUCGCACCCGACCCAGGCGGAAAUUGGAAUUUGCCUCAAUGCAUCACCGAUGACUAUGAUUCCACCAUACUUGAAGCGCUCUCUAUAUUCUUCAGACUCAUACAUUGGAAGCUCAAGAGCGGGGUUAAAGGAAUUUACUUCAAAGAGACGGAUUUUAUCGAGUCUCAGUGGGCGACUUUCAAUGAUGUCAGCAUGACUGUUGCUGGUGGCCCGCAGUUGGUCGCCGAACAAGUCUGUUCAUUGACAAACAAGCUCAUGGUCCGGGUUGCAAAUUACUUUGAUACUCAAGUCCGACUGCCUUCUGCAGACAAAAAGCCACCUCAACGUCGCGGGUCCGCGAAUAUCUUCGACGCAGAUAUCAUCGCCAACAAUGUGUCAGGCCACAUGACUGACGAGCAGAAGGUCAACUGGUAUGGCAAGAUAUUGGACAACGUCCGGUUGCGCUAUCGAAAGCUCCAACGUUUUGCACGGGUCUUGACCCAAAGAUUCUGCAAUUCUGCCGAGUACAACCUGGAAGGCGUCCCCAUCGAACAGGUCAUCGCAGCUCUUGUGGCGACAGAUCAUUUUUUGGUCUACACGCGAUCGUUUGAAGAAGAAGGGAUCUAUAUCAUUGCAUCUAGUGCUUUGCGCGACCGCCCAGAAGCCAUACGACGCAUUCUUUUUGAGUCUUUCCAUGCCAACGAGUCUAUGAAUGACGAGGGUGUCCAUGUGGUUGAUAGCAUGGAGAUAAUGGAUAGUGAGGAUGAUGACGAGGCCGAAUAUCUUCUCCUCCUAUCUCCUCUAAGUCAAUUUCUGUGGAAUGGUCUGGUGUUCAUGCUCGAACUUCCAAGGAUGGAUCUUGACAUGAAGGACAACCGCUUGCGUCUUGUUGCAGAUGGACCCGACCGGCGGCUUGUGCUAGCCAAGGAACAAUUCUCAGAGAUAUUCGUGGACGAAGAAGAUGAGCCUUUAGAAAUGGUGCUUACUCCUCUGCAGUGCAUCAUCGAACAACAAGCGCAUCUACCCACAGUCAAUCGUGAGCUGCGGAAGAUAGCUCGCGCGACCAACAAGCUGGCGGAGUCAAUAGUGGAUUCUGUGCACCACGUUCGAUAUUCACUGCGCAAUGCAGUUGGAUACCAGGAGCUCCUGGAGAAUUGGUAUCUGUUUGCUUCCGAGCAUGGGCAACACGCUCAGAAGUACAUGGAACGUUCGCCUCUCAGCAAAUUCAACCGACUGCUGAUACGCCUCGCCAUCUCCUGGGUAUCAUUCAUCUGCGAUGACUGCGAUCCAUCAGAUCGGAAAACCUUUCGAUGGGCCGUGAAUGCAUUGGAGUUCGCGCUACACCGCACUCGACGGAACAAUAUAUUGCAAAUGCCAGAUGAUCAAUUCGAAAUGCUGCGGCAGAAAGUAGCUAGCUGCAUGACGCUCCUCAUCAGCCAUUUUGAUAUUCUUGGUGCUCGGUCCACUUUGGAAGCACGGAAGGAGAAGGAAAGACAAGAGGGACUUCUGCGCGAGCAAGCCUCGAUGACUGCCGAUGAAGAGCCUGGAUUCCCAAGGUCUUCAUCGCCUGCUAAUGAUGACCUCAUCAGCAUGAACACGUACUCAUACACAGAUGCUAACGUGCGUCUGUAUUGGGAGAAGACGGCAAGGGCGUUAUAUGCACUUGAAAGCAGUCGAGCACAGACCGGCACAGACCAAAGGGUUGUAGGUCGUGUUCUUGACAACGAGAAACCCGAAGAUCGGUCUCUCGUUUUCCUAGCGUCUUCAAGUUCCAAUAUCUCCAUUCGUUGGCAGCAAAGGAGGUUCAUUGGGGCUGGGGCAUUCGGUUCAGUUUAUCUCGCAGUCAACCUCGACUCUGGUUCCCUCAUGGCUGUCAAGGAAAUCAAAUUUCAAGAGCUGUCUGGGCUUCCAAACCUCUACUCGCAAAUCAAGGACGAGCUAAGCGUCAUGGAAAUGCUUCAUCAUCCCAACGUCGUAGAAUACUACGGAAUCGAAGUGCACCGCGACAAGGUAUACAUCUUUGAAGAGUACUGCCAGGGCGGAAGCCUGGCUUCUCUUCUGGAACAUGGGCGAAUUGAGGACGAGAGUAUCAUACAGCUCUACACCAUGCAGAUGCUGGAGGGACUUGCAUAUUUGCAUUCGAAGGGAAUAGUCCAUCGGGAUAUCAAACCUGACAAUAUUCUCCUUGAUCAUCGUGGUGUCAUCAAAUAUGUUGAUUUUGGAGCGUCUAAAAUCCUCGUGAAGAAUCGCACCAUGCAACGCACACGUAGAGGAGACUUCGGCGGCGGGAAUUCUACGAAAACUGGUGGCUUUGGCGGAGGCUUAGGCAUGAACAGCCUGACCGGAACGCCCAUGUAUAUGUCCCCGGAAGUCAUCAAAAAUGACAAGAGAGGUCGUCACGGGGCAAUGGAUGUCUGGUCGCUCGGAUGCGUGGUUCUAGAAUUUGCAACCGGCAAGAAACCAUGGAGCAAUUUGGAUAAUGAAUGGGCCGUCAUGUUCCACAUUGGAGUGGCUACGCAGCAUCCACCCCUGCCGGAACCCGGACAGCUGAGCGAUCUAGGCAUCAACUUCAUCAAGCAGUGUCUCAUCAUUGAUGCCAUGAGAAGGCCGACGGCUAUCGAACUACUGGACCACCCUUGGAUGCUCCAAUUCGGCGAGACGCUCCUUGGGUAUGAGGAGACUGAGUUGGUGACUAGUCCGCCUAUAGAGCUGCCGACAGAAGAAACCUAUGAGAUGGCUACAGUUGCAAGGCAAGCUGCAAUCAUCCAGGAGAAAGAAGUUGAGGCCAUCCAGAUACCCUCGCCCACCCUCUCUUCAACAGGAACGCCCACACCCGAAGCUGAAUAUGAAUAUGAAUAUGAAUGA